UCUCCAAAUUUUCGUUUUUUGCGAUGUUUUCACAACUUUUUACUUCGUUUUCUUUUUGUUUGCAGUUUAAAGGGGUCUUUUAAGUACGUUAUUUUCGGUAUUCACUAACAGCGUUAGAAUAAGUAGUUGGAAUCUACAGUGAUUUUUAAUCCCAUCCGGACAAAAGCUGCUAGACGACGAUCAACAUGAAACGACAGCGAAUUGGAAUUUCGGCGAUACCAGUUGUUGCUAGAGCGAGACCCGUUCUCCGCUCCUCUACGAAACUGAAUCGGAUGCAGGUUACUGCUUCGGAGUGCAUGUCGUACAAGGAGUUAGUGAAAGUGGUUGGCGUGGAUUGCGAGGCGAGCCCCUCGUCGUGGCGGAAAGCGAUCGAUCACUCGGCGGAGACCGUUGUCUUCUUCCAAGUGGAUCUGCGCGGCGUGCUGCCGCGCAUGUGCAAGAGCGUCCGCAUCUGUCAGGAAGAGGAGAAGCUGGUGCCGUCGGUGUACAUCGGGGAGAGCCUGCUAAGCGCCACUUACGUCAAAACCAUCAUCGGAAAGCGCUUCUUGACGGACGAGGACGAUCUCAUGAAACUGCUCGAACACGCGGGCAUUCUGCACGAGGACGGGGAAUUCUUCGAGGAAAACGCCGAAGAUGGGGACGGCGGCCAUGGCGCAGAAGAAGGAGGCGAAAAUGAUCCAUUUGAGCCUGAACCGAAAAGAGCGCGCGUGGCGGAAAAAGAACAGGUUGUUGUGGAAUCUGCGCUGUCUUCAGGACGAAGAAUAACCAGAUCUUCAGCCACAGCGCUGAUUUCCCAAAUAACAGCCGAACCUUCAUUGUCAGCCAGUGGUGGGCGCCAGCCUGUUGAUCUCUCCCCUCUUCUCCUGCUGGACAAACCAAACAGCAUGUUGCCCUCCAGCAGUCGAGUUCGGCAAGUGUCGCUUCCGGUAGAUGACUCUCUCAUGGCUGCCGACUUCGAUGAUGAGGAUUUGCCUGCGGCCGAUGAUGUUGACAAUUUUCCGUUGGUAUGCGGCAUGCAGGGCUCAUCCAAAAUGGAGGAAUCCGGCGAAGAAAUGACUGACGUGCUUCCUGACGCUGGGUCGAACCGAGGCGGAGCGGAAAUGGAGGAGACUUCCGGGCUUGAUCCAGUAUUGACUGCAGUUCACGUCCAGAAUGCCGAUACUGCCGAUGUGGAUAACAUUAGGAAGGCUCUUGGAAAUGCAUCGUUAAUGGAGCUUUAUGGAACUAAGUACGCGUAUCUUUUCCGCAUCACCGUGGCAAAGAAAAAGGACGUAUUAAAGAAGACCCCCUCUUUCGUUCCUCUGAACUGCGUGGCUCUGUUCGAUCGCACCGCACCAUGGUACUUCCAAAUUCCCGACCCGAGUACAAAGCGCCGACUGCAUGACGACUAUGCGGUGUAUGUUGACCUGGACCAUAAACGUUUGCUGGAUAAUUAUUUAUACGCGGACCUGACUUUGACUAAAUACAUCUGGUACUUGAUGCUGCGGAUGAUCGGUGGGGAAGCCGGCUUACGGCGGCUGGCGUCCCUCUUCGAACUGCAGAGAGAAGCGACAAAGAUUGCGAAAAACAAGCAAUGCUACGGCGGACAGGAAAAGAUACUGGGAACUGAAUUUUUCAAGGCGAUACAAAGUCAUCUUGCAGUCAUUAUGCGUCAUCCCGCCCGGACUGGAGUCCACAAAAUGCCGGCCAGCCUCCCCACUUCUCUCACUGAAAAAAUGAACUUGUGGGUUAAAAAGUUGAAGCAGGACGGCAAGGAAAUCGACGAAGAAGAUCAAAUUUAGUUUUUAAUUUUAUUGGUUUGGAAGCCAUAAACGGCACUGAUGUUAAUGAUUAAUAUUACGUAUAUUCGUUGUUCCUGUAUUGUUCCCUGUUGUUUUAAACAGUUUACGAAGAGAUCAGCGUAUCCGUGGUAUUCUUGUGUUUAGUUUGGUUACUGUUCUAAUUUUUUUACG
This is a messenger RNA of Paramacrobiotus metropolitanus, 1952 nucleotides long. RefSeq lists its product as uncharacterized. NCBI's taxonomy places the organism in Eukaryota, Metazoa, Tardigrada, Eutardigrada, Parachela, Macrobiotidae. The transcript has 7 exons. The coding region runs from base 186 to 1781 and encodes 531 amino acids. The record is from RefSeq and is a predicted model, not a curated record.